UUGUCUGUAUGCAAAUGGACAGUUGCAGAGGAGGGAGAGGAGGAAGAAGAGGAAGAGAAAAAGGAAAUCGUGAUGGACAGGACAGAGACGUCCUUCUGUCUAAAUCCAUGUCUUAUGCACUACGUCAUCGGGCGAACCAGAUGGGUCUUGAAAUGGGUACAGCUUCCGUACCCUGCAGAUGGCUUCCUGUUUGUGGACGAUCUCCUGGCAAACCCACAGUUCUCCAAAUACACUUUAGAAGAUGUUCAGAGAGUCGUGGCCACAAAUGACAAACAGCGCUUUAAGCUCCGUUCCCACCCAGAGAACGGUCGUCUGCAGAUUCGAGCCAAUCAGGGUCAUUCAUUACAGGUUAGGGAUCUGGCUCUGAAACCGGUUCUAUCUGGUUCUCCAGACGUCCCUGCUGAGGCUGUUCAUGGCUCGUACCUCCGCAACUGGAGGUCCAUCCAGCAACAGGGCCUAAGCCGCAUGAAGAGGACACACAUCCACCUGGCACCCGGACUGCCAGGAGAGGAUGGCGUCAUCAGUGGCAUGAGAAAAAAUUGUGAUCUAGCUCUGUUUAUUGAUGUCCCCAAAGCACUUGCUGACGGUAUUGAGUUCUUCUGGUCAGAUAAUGGGGUACUGCUGACGGCUGGUGAUGCUGAGGGUAAACUUCUCCCUAAAUACUUCAUUCGAGCCGUCAGAUUAAGACCUACAAGGAGCAUGCUGCCGCUGCAGUAG
Molecule: messenger RNA, 717 nt
Organism: Menidia menidia (Atlantic silverside)
Lineage: Eukaryota; Metazoa; Chordata; Actinopteri; Atheriniformes; Atherinopsidae
Source: the annotation of a GenBank genome assembly